AUGAUGGGAGCUGCUGGCCUCAAAGGGCCCAGUGCUGCCACUGCCUUUGCGCGGCAACGGCUCACUGCGGUUUCUCGAUCCACCCGAUCGAUCUCGACCUUUAGGCCUCAGCGCUUCCAACUUUCCGGCCAGAAGAGCCAAUUGACCCUCGCUUCUUCUGGGACUGCUUCAUGGCGCCGUGCUGCCCUUGCUGCCAGCCCUGUUGCGAUCCGUUUCAACUCGACCUCCUCCGAGUCCACUCCCGCUUCCGUCCCCGAAACGACAACGCCGAUUGACCCGACUGAUGUCGGUUUUGAUAUUUCGGAGAUUCCUGAGAAGAUUGGAUACUUGAAGGAACUCGGUCUGGACUAUGGUUGGGGUCCGUCUUCCAUGCUCCAAUAUGUGAUCGAGCAUAUUCACAUUUGGACGGGUAUGCCCUGGUGGGCUAGUAUUGUCAGUGCUGCCAUUCUAGUGCGUAUCGGUCUGUUCAAGCCAACUAUAGCUGCUUCCGACACGGGUGCCCGUACUCAUAACGCUCGCCCUCUCAUUGAUCCUCUUCGUCAGGAGAUGAUGAAGGCCCGGAUGAAUGGGCAGACACACGAGUUCCAGAUUAAGAAGGCCGAGCUCGAUAAGGUUCAGGCCCAGCAUGGAAUCAAGCCCUCGAAGGCUUUUAUUCCUAUGCUGCAGAUCCCUCUCGGUUAUGGUAUCUUCCGUGUCGUCCGCGGCAUGACCUCUUUGCCGGUGCCGGGCUUGCUGAGCGAGUCUGCUUUGUGGUUGAAUGACUUGACCGUGGCCGACCAGCUAUACUUGAUCCCCGUCAUUACAGCCUCGUGUUUGUACUUUACGCUCAAGAAAGGUGGAGAGACUGGUACUAUGGAUAUUCUCAACACAUCCGCUGGUAAGGCCAUGCUGAUCGGUCUCCCGGCCAUUUCUUUCACAUUCAUGGCUUUCCAGCCCGGUGCUCUGCAGCUGUAUUUCCUGUCUACCGGUGUCCUCGGUCUUGCUCAGGCAUACAUCAUUAACAACGCCAACUUCCGUAAUGCCAUGGGCAUGGCUAUCCCUAUCCGGCGCCAGGCCCCGCAAGAUAUGAGCAACCUGGAGCAGCUCCAAACCCGUCUGGCAGAGCUUCAAGCCAACCCGGAGAAGUUCAAGAAACAAGAGCCCACCAAUGACAGCAACAUCAGCGCCAUCGACCGGGUCCAGAAGAGCAUCAGCAGCUGGAGCGAGAAGGCCAAGCAAGAAGUUACGGAUAAGUGGAGUGAGGUGAGGGGCAACUCUACCAAGAAUGUCGAUGGUUCUCGUGCCGCCGGGCCUCGUCUCAGCACCGAGGACCGACAGUCAGCAGAGAGAUACGAGAAGGAAGCCAGGGCUCGGGAAGCUGCCUUGCGCGAGGAGCGGAACCACGCCCGUCGAAGUGCUCAUAUGAGGACUCUCGCAUCUGAGCGGCAGAAGGCUCAGAAUUCUCUCAAGAAUCUCCAGGCAGUCGGACGCGAUAACCAAGCUCGGAGGAAGUAA
Messenger RNA from Penicillium subrubescens, 1494 nucleotides. RefSeq names its product membrane insertase OXA1. NCBI's taxonomy places the organism in Eukaryota, Fungi, Ascomycota, Eurotiomycetes, Eurotiales, Aspergillaceae. The record is from RefSeq and is a predicted model, not a curated record. The coding region runs from base 1 to 1494 and encodes 497 amino acids. Gene Ontology annotation, biological process: protein insertion into mitochondrial inner membrane from matrix; mitochondrial respiratory chain complex IV assembly. The transcript has 3 exons. Gene Ontology annotation, cellular component: mitochondrial inner membrane. Gene Ontology annotation, molecular function: membrane insertase activity.